This is a messenger RNA of Acanthochromis polyacanthus (spiny chromis), 2762 nucleotides long. It is a transcript of the gene clasrp, whose product is annotated as CLK4-associating serine/arginine rich protein. The transcript has 21 exons. NCBI's taxonomy places the organism in Eukaryota, Metazoa, Chordata, Actinopteri, Pomacentridae. Bases 162 to 2096 code for a protein of 644 amino acids. The record is from RefSeq and is a predicted model, not a curated record.
GGUCGGUAUUGCAGGCCACAAUCUGCUGUAGGAGUAGGAAGGAGGCGUGAGGAGCCGCUCCGCUGCCAUCGCUUCGUAGCCGAAAACAACCCCAGUGUGUGUUGGCGGUCAUUAAAAUCGCAGCCGUGCCCCGCCGCGCCCCCACCCCCAGCGGAGCCGUCAUGUGGCAGGAGGCCCGCAAACAUGAGCGCAAGCUUCGUGGCAUGAUGGUGGACUACAAACGCCGAGGCGAGCGCCGGCGAGAGUACUAUGAGAAGAUCAAAAAAGAUCCAGCUCAGUUCCUCCAAGUUCAUGGCCGGGCCUACAAGAUCCAUCUGGAUCCUGCUGUGGCGCUGGCAGCAGAGAGCCCCGUGAACAUGAUGCCAUGGCAAGGAGAUGCCAACAACAUGAUCGACAGGUUUGACGUAAGGGCUCACCUGGACUACAUCCCCACCUACACCCCUCCACUGCUCAGCACAACCACUCCAGAGCAGGAGAUGGAGGAGAGGAAGUGUAAUUAUGAGCGCUACAGAGGCCUUGUACAGAAUGACUUUGCCAACAUCUCCGAGGAGCAGUGUUUAUACCAGAUCUACCUGGAUGAGCUCUACGGUGGUCUUCCGAAACCAAAUGAGGACGAGAAGAAAAAACUGGCUGAGAAAAAGGCCACCAUUGGUUACACGUAUGAAGACAGCACUGUGACGGAGCCUGAACCCCAGUCCGACAAAGACGAAGAGAACUCAGAGAACAGUGAAUCCGAAGAGGACGAGGGCAUACCAGACAUUGAUGUGGAGGUCGAUGUUGACGAGCUGAAUCAGGAACAACUGUUGGAUCUCAACAGAAUGGCCACUCCAUAUGGAAUGGCUGAAGGUGACUUUGUCAGGAUGCUGAGGAAAGACAAGGAGGAAGUGGAGGCCAUCAAACAUGCCAAAGCCCUGGAGGCAGAGAAGGCCAUGUACUCGGGCCGCCGCUCUCGCAGGCAGAGGAGAGAAUUCAGAGAGAAGAGGCUAAAAGGUAGACAGAUCAGCCCACCAAGCUAUGCCAGGAGAGACAGUCCAACAUAUGAUCCCUACAAGCGGCCAGAAUCAGAGUCCAGCUCUGAGUCGCGGUCUCGCUCCCGUUCUCCUGGUCCAGAGAAGAUCACGUUCAUCACCAGCUUUGGAGGCAGCGAUGAUGAAGCUGCAGCAGCAACACAAACAGCCGCUCCUAACUCGGGCCACGCACCCUCCAACUUGCAGCACUCGGCAGGUCAUAGCAGGGGCUCCCGGAGACGAAGGUCAUCCUCCAGUCGCUCCCCUUCCUCCUCCUCCCGCUCUUCAUCUCGCUCAUCCUCUCGCUCAUCUUCCCAUUCGCGCCGAGCAAGACGGGUACGCGGGGGAAGGGACGGGCGGCGUUCCUGGACCCGCUCACGGUCAAGACGACGCUCCAGAUCGUAUUCCAGAAGUAGAGGAGGGAACGGAGGAGCCGCGUCCUGGAGGAGACGCGACUGGACCCGGUCGAGGUCCAACGACAGAGAGCGAGAGAGGGACCGAGACCGAGACAGGAGGCGGUACACAGCACGCAGACGAACGCGGUCCCGCUCCAACUCACGGCAGGGCGGCAGUUCGAGGCGAGGCGGUCGGACCAGCGGAGGACACCGACGGGGAGACAGCGGCAGCAGAAGUCCCUCUCAGUCUCCCAGUCGUCCACAUCACAGUCUCUCCCCUGCCCACAGAGGGGUCCAGCCUGCUACCACCACCAUCUCUGACAAGCUAAGAAAGCCUGACACUGCGGGUGGUAAAGAGACGGGAGCUGCCAAACCCAAGAUGACCCCACAGGAGCGGCUGAAGCUCAAAAUGCAGAAGGCGCUCAACAAGCAGUCCAAGGCGGAUAAGAAAGCUGCUCAGGUGAAGAUCCAGCAGCAGGAACACAAACGGCAGGAGCGAGAGGGAGAACUACGAGCCAUGGCACGCAAGAUACGCAUGAAGGAGCGUGAACGCCGUGAGAAAGAGAGGGAUGAAUGGGAGAGACAGUACGGCCGGCAGAGCCACUCGCCCUCUCCUUCCAAGUAUGGCCGAGAGCACAACUCAUCCAGAAGGAGGUCGAGGUCGAGGUCUCGGAGUCCGUAUUACAGACACUAAACUGAGUGGAUUCGUCCUACAGAACCUUCAGCUCAGUAGCUCAUCAUUGCCACACGUUGUACCUGACAAAAGCCUGUUAAAUGGAAAUACGAAGAGAUGCAGUGACUGGCUGGUGGCCAAUAAACCAACACACUCUCUGAUACUGCUCAUGUAUGCAGAGUUUAAAACGUCGACUGUGAUGCCGUAGAUUCACUAAUUACACAGCUGAUCGGUUCAGCCAAGACGAGUUUGAUCUGCCCUUUUCACUUCUGCUUCAUCUCAAAGACUGAUUAAAUGAGUUUCUGGUUUCUUCACGUCUGCAUGCCCCCCUAUUUUCUGUUUGUUCCUCUACAGCUCUGACUCUUGCAGAGACAUCUGUAAUCCUGAAAAUGACGUAUUACUAAGCAAUACCUGAAUUUUUACCUUGUAUCCUCAUCGUGUCACCGUCUCCUUUUCUUUACCCGAGGUGCAUUUAAGUUCUCGUGAACUGAUGUACAGGAUAUUUAUACGCAUCCACUUGAAACCUCUUUAUGGAAGCAGAUGAAGUCCAAGCAUUUAUUAAAAUGAGUGAUUGCUCUUUUUGUACUGUGUUCUCAGCCAACUGGUUAACAACAGCAAACAACUUUUUGUUCUCAGUAUUGUGGAAUGUUAAAUACAGAACAACAAAUAAAACUUACUAUGAAAUUA